This is a messenger RNA of Lingula anatina, 2252 nucleotides long. RefSeq names its product cocaine esterase-like. The record is from RefSeq and is a predicted model, not a curated record. Lineage: Eukaryota; Metazoa; Brachiopoda; Lingulata; Lingulida; Lingulidae.
UAUGUGGAACAAGUUUAUAGCUGCCUCUAUGGUGACAGACUUAAUGCAAGAGAACGACAAAGCUCGUUCCGGAGUAUGAUCUGGCCGAUCUGGAUCCAAAUUAUAGCUGAAAUAGAUAUUCUUCUGCGCGAGAAGGUAGUUUUAACCAUGUGUUGUGAAGGUCGCAUCCUAAAACGCAUGUUCUAGCCUCUCUCCAUGAGGUAGCUACCAAGGUAUGGCAGAAAGUGAUUGGAAGUCUCAUUAGGACCGUCUGUUUCGUCACAAAAAUGCACAGGUGUCUCUUUUCUAGGAUAGGCAGCCACAUUCUAUGACACCAGCUUCACCAUACCGGAGUCGAUCGAACAUAAGUGGUAGAAUGGUUUCCCUCGGCUAUUUGCACGUUUUCCUGAUACCUUUACUGUUAUCAGUGACCUGUGCCAUCAGUCAUAGCACUAUUAACACAGCUGGAGUUGUGAUAAACACAAAGCUAGGUCAACUACGGGGAAAGACAGUUACAGCAAACGACGGCAGUGACGUCACUCAGUUCUUGGGUGUGCCGCUCGCAAAACCCCCGCUCGAGGCGCUACGGUUUGAACCUCCCAAGAAAGUAGAUUGCUGGGCCGGUGUACUGGACGCAACGGAAUUCGGACCAAUGUGCAUGCAGGACUUGAGUCCCAUGUUUGAUGUAGUCUACACGAAAGAGUACAUUAAGGGGCGCUUCCCACAUAACAGAACAAGUGAAGACUGCCUUAGCCUCAAUAUUUUUAUUCCAGGUCACGUGACAGAAAUUACCCAAUCCCUUCCGGUCUUGGUUUACGUUCAUGGCGGUGCGUAUGAAUGGGGUACAGGGAUGAAUUUUGACGGUUCCAUGUUAGCUUCUCUUGGUAACGUAAUCGUUGUAACUUUCAACUAUCGCCUAGGGCUGUUCGGAUUUUUCACGACAGGUGUCGCUGAGAGACCAGGAAACAUGGCUCUUCUUGACCAGGUGGCGGCACUGGAGUGGGUCAGAGAAAAUAUCGAAACUUUUGGAGGUGAUCCCUCUUCGGUGACGCUCUUCGGAAAUUCAGCGGGUGGAGCGUCAAUAUCUCUUCUAGCUCUAAGUUCACUGUCCAGGGGAUUAUUUAAUAGGGCUAUUUUGCAAAGCGGGGCUUAUCAGCUGGAUUUGAAUGCCGCGCCAAAUCUCCCAUUGUCCUCGGAUUCGGUGGUACACCAUAGUAUAGAGAUUGCCCGGAUGUUAUGUGCUGAUAGCAAGCGCCGUCUUACCGAGUGCAUGAAACGUAAAUCUGUCGCUGAGCUUCAACGUGCGUAUCACGAGUACAAAGAACAAAAUUUUGGCCCCAUAGUGGCACCGCGCGUGGACGGGCACUUUCUGAAAAAAGAAGACUUUAAUCCGGAACAUUUGAGUGGUUUGCCGAUCAUGCUUGGAAUCGUUAAAGAUGAGAGUACCCUUUUUCUUGGCCUCAUUGGCCAACUAAAUAAGAUGGUAGACCUUCCGACCAUAGAGGCGUAUGUCAAAACACAGUUUCCUGUCAACGUAAACCACAUUCAUGAAGUAAUUUUAUUUGAAUAUUUAGGUGGAUUACAACACACCUCAGCGAAAUUACGUCGCGCGUAUAUCGAUAUACUAAACGAUUACUUUACACUUAGUAGCCACAUCAACUACACCGACGUCGCCUCUGGAGUUACGAACACGUAUUUCUAUUAUAUCAACCACAGACCGUCAUUUUCCCAUUGGCCAAAUUUUUCGGGAGCGACUCACAUGGACGAGUUGUACUUUGUUUUUGGCGAUGUCAUGGAUACAGAUUUGUUUGGGGACAUAAAGCCGAGUGAAGCCGAAAAGAUACUAAGCAAACAAAUGAUGGAUGCAUGGACAACUUUUGCACGGGAAGGAACCCCUACCAAGACAGGCGGAUGGCCUCCGUACAACGUGACAGACAGGUCAUAUCUGGAGUGGGAGACCAAUGGGAGUAAAGUCGAGAAAGAUUUAAGAUGUCGGCAGCGGCAGUUUUGGCUGGACCUGGUGUUUAAGACCCUCAUAAACUCGGACAAUAAGUGAAGUGCUUUUUCCUCCCCCAACCCCCAACAAAAAUAAUAAUUAAUUAUUAUUAAUUUAGAAAACAAAAUAAUAUUGUAAAAACAAACAAGAAUAUUCUUCAUACCUAGAAUCACACAAGGGCAUUAUCAUACAGGGUUCUGGAGUCACCAUUGAUCUGUUUUGUCAUUGUGGAACAUUGUCCCUAGAUGUGGGAGACAAGUAAUUGUACAAAAUCUCU